AUCAGACCAGCGGGAUCGAGGCACCAAGUUAAUCCGCCGGUAGGGCGCGUGAGUUGAAUUCUGUUCUUGAGGGGUCCCUAUGGAUAUCGAUGUCGGACCGGUUGAUCCGUCCGUUCUAUACGAGCAAGAUCUCCACGUUUCUUCUGCUGUCUGGGAAGGACAGGAACGGGGCUUACUCCGGUGUCAAGAACACACUUCAUUGCUUCACCAGUGGAAGCUCACUGAUGAACAAGUUAAGCUAGUGGACAAAGCCGGGUUCGGUUACUUCAGGAGAAUUGGUCCGAUGAGUCUGAACAAUUCGCUGAUCUCUGCGCUUGUCGAGCGGUGGAGGAGAGAAACUAACACCUUUCACCUUUCGUUGGGCGAGAUGACGAUAACCAUGGACGAGGUUGCCUUGGUGCUCGGUCUGGAGAUUGAUGGUGAGCCUGUCGUUGGUGCUAAGGUAGGAGAUGAAGCCGCCCUGGAUAUUUGUGGAAGGCUGUUGGGAAAAGUACCAUCUGCUGCUAAUAAGGAAGUGAAUUGUUCGCGGGUGAAGCUUAAUUGGCUGAAAAAGACGUUUUCCGAGUGCCCGGAAGAUGCAUCGGCUGAACAAGUGAAAUGCCAUACACGAGCUUAUCUGUUGUACCUUAUCGGCAGUACGAUUUUUGCUACAACUGAUGGUGAUAAGGUUUCUGUGAAGUACUUGCCUUUGUUUGAAGACUUUGAUAAAGCCGGGAGAUAUGCAUGGGGAGCAGCAGCUUUGGCUUGCUUGUACCGAGCUCUCGGCAAUGCAUCCCUCAAGUCUCAAAGCAACAUUUGUGGCUGUCUGACACUGCUACAGUGUUGGAGUUAUUUUCAUUUGGAUGUUGGCCGGCCAGAAGCAUAUGAAGUUUGCUUUCCUCUCGCUCUCUUGUGGAAAGGUAAAGGCAGCAGAUCAAAAACUGACCUGACAGAGUACCGUAGAGAACUGGACGAUCUUGAUCCAAGCAAGAUCACAUGGUGCCCAUAUGAAAAACUUGAGAAUAUCAUCCCUCAACAUAUAAAGGCAAAGUUGGUUCUGGGAAGAUCAAGAACAACACUUGUAUGCUUUGAGAAAAUAGAGUUGCAUUUCCCAGACAGGUGUCUGAGGCAAUUUGGGAAAUGCCAACCAAUACCCCAGAAAGUGAAACGCCGAGAUAGAAAGAAUCGUAGGCUUGACGAUUUAGAUACUUCGAUGAGUCUAGCAUGCGAGGAAUGGGCUGAACGUCGGGACAACAUCAUGGACAGUCCUGCAGGUGGCUGUGUGGAUGAAGGAGCUUACAUGGAAUGGUAUGCCCGCAUCAGUAUCACCAAACUAUACCGGGAAGCAUUUCUCGAGACCCAAGUUAUGAAUAUGAUAGCUUGUAUGAGAGAAUCUGAGGAAGCAGCGGCGGGGAUUUCACUGGAGAAAUUGGCACCGGUGGAGAGAGAGGUGGUAGAGAGCGUGAAAGAUACACUCGCGAAUUACUUGACGUUCGGUGGAUGGCAGGAGGCUGCGAUUAACAGCGGAAACGGCUACGGGAAACGAAGGCGUCGAAAUGAGCAAACUCCGGCUAAUGGUAAUGAUAUUUCACCUGUUUUUCUCGACAAAGAGACAUGAAACUCUUUCCAAGUUCCUUGUCAUCUUAUAUUUUGUAGGGUUUAUAUAUAUAAUAUAUCAACAUUAGGAAAAGAACCCUAAUUUUCCAAGGAAGCAAAACUUGGAUGUUGACAAACUAUAUGUAUGUCUGCAUAUAUAUAUAUACACACA
This is a messenger RNA of Tarenaya hassleriana, 1747 nucleotides long. RefSeq names its product serine/threonine-protein phosphatase 7 long form homolog. Gene Ontology annotation, biological process: meristem development; meristem maintenance. NCBI's taxonomy places the organism in Eukaryota, Viridiplantae, Streptophyta, Magnoliopsida, Brassicales, Cleomaceae. The transcript has 6 exons. The coding region runs from base 80 to 1597 and encodes 505 amino acids. The record is from RefSeq and is a predicted model, not a curated record.